CCUAAUCUUGUUUGUUGUGAAGGCGUGGUGGUCAUCAAUCAUGUAUCCGGUAUUGCAGCAGCAGGCAAUGCUAUAUGAUGUUGCGUUUAGGAGGAAUACUUGUUGUAUAACAAAUCAAAAUCAAAAGCAACAGCAUCAGCAGCGGAGAAGCAACUCGGCCAGAGACAGAGUAAUAGAUUUCGGUAAAUAUAAAGGGAAGAUGCUGGGAAGCCUCCCAUCAACGUAUCUGAAAUGGGUUUCAAAAAACUUACGUGCACGGGAUUUUGAGGAAUGGGCGAUUCUUGCAGACCAAGUCCUUGUGGAUCCGAUCUACAGAGACCGCAUCGAGUGGGAGUUUGCUCUCGAUGUGUUAGAUGGAAACUGUGCUAGAUUAUCAUCCACUGGAUCCGCAGAUUCUAAACUCCACGAGAUAAGCGAGAGGUUUGGUUGGGAUAAUCUCGAUAAGAUUGGUUGGAGCAAAGUUGAUUUCGACCUUCUUGGUACUUCUAAAGGAGGCAGAAUUCCGAGACUAGACAAUCGCAAUCCAAGUGACGCCGACGCCGCCAGUGAAUCCAAUAAGUACCCAAGAAGUGCCAAGUAUCAACUAACUCCAACCGACGCCACUGAUGCUACUACUGGUAUCAGUAGUAAUAGUAGUAAUAGGAGUAGGAGGACGGAGAGAAGAGAGAAACUGAAACUGAAAAUGAGGACCACGACACAAGAAGCACAACAACAACACAAGGAGGACGAUACUACUGUGGCUGCUGAUAUUAAACAACAAGUUGCCGCCGCCAAUCCAUUCCCAGGACGUCAGGCUCUUCUCCGCAAAGCCAUCAACCACCGCGCACAAUCCUAAACCACAUCUCAUAUCGUAUUUUUUUUUUCUUCUUUUCUAAUUAAUUCCAUAUUUCAUUGUCGUCUCUAGUAGAUGCAUUUAGUAUGGUUUGUAAUUGUAGACACUUUGCCUUGCUUGCUCACUGAUUGAAUCCUAUCUCUGCAUAUUUUGUGCUCAAA
This is a messenger RNA of Vicia villosa (hairy vetch), 993 nucleotides long. RefSeq lists its product as uncharacterized. NCBI's taxonomy places the organism in Eukaryota, Viridiplantae, Streptophyta, Magnoliopsida, Fabales, Fabaceae. Bases 41 to 835 code for a protein of 264 amino acids. The transcript has a single exon. The record is from RefSeq and is a predicted model, not a curated record. Gene Ontology annotation, cellular component: plastid.